CAUGUGAGCGAGCGGAGCUGGCGGUGCCCGCAUGGAAGGGGGCAGCGGGCUGGCUGAAGCCCUGGCGUUUCCCAGCCGAAUGGCUGCUGUGUGCUUGGCGUCACGUGGGGAGGCAUUCCGGAGUGGAACUCAGUCCGGGCGCCCUCGGCUUGCAGGGGGAGGCGCCCUAUCGCGGGCGCCCAGACCAGCCGGUUGACAGAAGAUCUGGCCAUUCAGGCGUGCCCGGAGGGAGGGACCGCCCCUUGCCAUGAAUGAUGGUGGCUAGAGGAAGCAGGGAAGUUGCAUGGUGGGCUAACGCUGUCCCCGCAAUAUCAGGACUACCAGCUGUACUGCUGCCCAGCUGAAUUGUUACACUGGCUUCCUACCCAGUCAGUUUAACAUCUUUCCGUGCAGAAGGGACGCUAGUCAACAAAUGGUCUCUCUCAGUUGCAGCGAGUUGCUCCCUGCUUCAGACCCCCUGGCCCUCCCAGCUGGCGCCUCUUGGCUAGACAGCAACGCCGAUGCUGGUAAGACAAAGAUGCCGUCUGCUGUUCUGCCGGGAGACUGCGAUGCAGGAGCAUCCGACCCUCCGGAUGGCUCCAGCCUUCUCCUUUGCCAUGGCAGCUACCCUUCGCAAGACGCCCGCCUCCUGGUGUCCAAGGUAAAGAAAGAAGGCGAGAAAUCCCAAGCCACCCUCUAUGAGGCUCAUCUGAAACUGCCCGACUUCUGCACCGACCUCUCUAGAGAUUUCACCCCCACCCUUGAGGAGAUUGAGGAGUUCCUGAAGGAGAAGAUGGAGCUCCUCAAGGAUGAGUUGAGCGAGAAACAGCCCGUCAGAGGGAAGCUGGAGAUCAAGUCGGAGAUCAACCUGGGGAGCCCUGGGGAGCAGCCUACGCCCAGGGUGGCUCUGGAAGGGGGUGCGUUGAGCUCUGCCAAGGCCGCGGAGGCAGCCGGUGCUGCGGGCCUGACAGUGGGUGUUGGGAGCAUCCCUAUUAUCCUACAGAUCCAGCCCAUCCAAGUGAACAGUGGGAGCCCCCCACCGCAGAGCGCUGUGGACGGCAUCAGGGUGGCCCAGUUGCUGGUCAGCGUGCAAGGACAAAGCCUGACCUUUGUCCCUCAGGCUGCCCAGCCCCCCGUGACUGUCUUGGACCAAAAGUACGUCAAAAUAGCCCCCCUGCCCCUCGCUCUGAGGCCAGUGGCGCUAGGGAAUGUGAGGGGGGUUGAGGCUGGCCCCAAGUUCCAGAAGGUCUCCCCUUCUGUCAUCCGGGUCCACAAGUGCACACACCCUGGGUGCAGCAAGAUGUACACCAAGAGCUCCCACCUCAAAGCACACUUCCGGCGCCACACUGGAGAGAAGCCCUACACCUGCACCUGGCCCAACUGCGGCUGGAGGUUUUCCCGGUCGGAUGAGCUCUCUCGCCACAAGCGCUCCCACUCCGGCGUCAAGCCCUACCAGUGUCUGACCUGUGAAAAGAAGUUUGCCCGCAGUGACCACUUAUCCAAACACAUGAAGAUCCACAGGGGCCAGCGCAGCCGGACAGCUCAAGGCAGCGGCAGCCGUUAACCCUUUCCUCCCUGCCUUGUGGAACUGGGGUGCAAUCCAGCAGAGCUGGAUAGUGAACACACAGGGGUGGUUUUUUUGUUCAGAGGGGAAAAAUUUUUUUUGUACCAACUGGAGAAAAUCCCAAGUCUACCUCUACUCAUGGGUGCCUUAUGGUCAGGACUUGUCUCUUCUACUACUGUGCCACUUGUAAAUUCACAUGAUGGGCACCUGAGCUAAUUAGGGCCAUGUGUGGGAGGAUGGCCUCACCAAAGGGCUUCGGUGAGUGAAUGGGUGUUGUCUGUUUAGGUAAUUCGAAUGCUUCUGUCACUGUACUAUCUACCUGAUAUGAGUGGGAGCUAACUGGUUAAUAGCACUUCUUUCUUAGUCAGUAUCCUGACUUGCAGCCCCCAUAGCAGGGAGGAUAUACAUGCAGCAAGUCAGACCAGUGUCCCAGCCGUCCAUGGGCAGCCAUCUUGGGGGGGAAAGCCAAAAGGGAUCUUGCCUGAGCCAAUGAAGACCUGUGCUUGGAGUCUUGGCUGGAGAGAUGCUUACAGAUUGUACAGUGGGUAUGGAAACGGACUGCCUCUUGAUGUGUCCCUGUCUCUGAUCUCUUACCCCCCGCCCCCCAUCCUCCCAGUGUGUGCUGCUCAUCACUGAUGUCUGCAGGAUUGACAAGGCUGAUGUCCUUCUCUGUUAAAUAUUCUUUGUUAAUCAUGUACAGAGCCAGGGUAAACUCCCAAGAUGUCCCUGAGAAGGUGAUGCUGAUGCACUUACUGUGUCUUCAGUCAUAUGUGGCAAAAGCUUAGCUGGGUCCUUGCGCAUGUCCUUGCUUUGUCUGGUUCCACUAACAAAAAAGCAAGGAGCCUGCUAGCUGCUUGUGGAGUCCUAAAGUGCAACCUACCCCCCACCAUGUUCUGCUGAGGUGGAGCCGGAGCGUGGCCUGCUGGCUCCUGAAGUCUGCAGGCUGCCCCUCCGUGUCAAAGAUCAGGGUGUCUGCAUUCUGUUCCUGUGUGUACAAAUCCCAUGCAGCUCUCAGGCUUCUUGCAGGUUGCUAGUGUGGCCCACAGGCCCAGCAUUGGUGACACCUUGCUCCAACAGCUGCCUCUGCGGGCAUUGCACCCAGCCCUGAGGCUGGAAAGGGCAGGGAACAGCUGUAGGUACAGGGACUCUUAAACAGUGGGCAGGUCUUCACAGCAUCUUACCAAAGGGUUUGUCUGUCAUUGCUGUUGGCAUCUGUGUUCCCAGCUUUAUAGUUACAACUCUGCUGUCAAAAAACCCCACAAUUACCUUUGUAAUAAUCUGUUCAAUAGUCCUUUUUUGUAUUAAAGUGCCUGUAACAUACUUCUAA
This is a messenger RNA of Caretta caretta (loggerhead turtle), 2870 nucleotides long. The record is from RefSeq and is a predicted model, not a curated record. NCBI's taxonomy places the organism in Eukaryota, Metazoa, Chordata, Testudines, Cheloniidae.